Molecule: messenger RNA, 1962 nt
Organism: Anas platyrhynchos (mallard)
Lineage: Eukaryota; Metazoa; Chordata; Aves; Anseriformes; Anatidae
Gene: STOML1
Product: stomatin like 1
Cellular component (GO): plasma membrane
Source: RefSeq, a predicted model, not a curated record
CAGGAAGCGCCGGGAGCUGCCUCCUUCCUCGCCGCCAGCAUCCUCAUCCUCGCCGCGGCCUGGGGGUCGCCGGGAGGAUGGCAAAUCCCCGGCCCCCAGCCCGGCUGGGGCCCCGGCUAGGAAAACAGAGCGAAAAUUGCUUUAUUUGAGCAGGCGCCCAGCGGCGCGGCAGCAGGGCUGCUGUUUGGGGUUUCUGGUUUGUUUUUCUCGCUGCCUCUCCGCCCCGCCGCGCGAUGUUCAGCCGCUCGGGGUACCAGGCUCUGCCCCUGGGGGACUUCGACCGCUUCCAGCAGUCCAGCAUCGGGCUCUACGGUGCCCAGAAGGGCUUCUUCUCCUUUGGGGCCAAGCAGGACCCCCUGGCACCGGCUGGGAACGGUGCAGAGUCCUCCCAGGGCUGGCUGGCCUGGAUCUGCCACGGCAUCAUCACCUCCCUGGUCUUCCUGCUGAUGGUCGUCACCUUCCCCAUCUCGGGCUGGUUCGCCUUGAAGAUCGUGCCCGCCUACGAGCGAAUGAUCAUUUUCCGCCUGGGCCGCAUCCGGGCACCACAGGGACCCGGCGUGGUCCUGCUGCUGCCCUUCAUCGACCACUGGCAGCGCGUGGACCUGAGGACCAGGGCCUUCAACGUGCCCCCCUGCAAGCUGACCUCCAGGGACGGGGCGGUGAUCUCCAUGGGUGCCGACGUCCAGUUCCGCGUGUGGGACCCGGUGCUGUCCGUGCUGGUGGUGAAGGACCUCGUGGCGGCCACGCGCAUGACGGCGCAGAACGCCAUGACCAAGGCGCUGGGCAAGAAGAGCCUGAGGGAGAUCCACGCCGAGAGGCUGCGCAUCGGGGAGCAGCUGCUGCUGGACAUCAACGACAUGACCAAGUCCUGGGGCCUGGAGGUGGACCGCGUGGAGCUGACCAUGGAGGCUGUGCUGCAGCCCCCCCGUGAGACCCCCCUGGGACCUCCGGCCACCGUGCCCCCGGUGCCCGGGCUGGACGGCACCGCGCAGCAGCUGGCUGCCCACCUCCUCGGCACCACCCUGGCGCUGGCCAGCAGCGUGCCCACCGCCCCCGAGGCAGCAGACAGCGUGGAGACGGUGAGCGAGGUGGAGCCUGCCGGCGCUCCCCACCUCGCCCGGAGGACGCCAAGCGCGGACGAGCUGCUGGCGGCGGUGGAGCCCGUCCUCUGCGAGGCCCUGGUGGGCCAGGUGGGAGCAUCCUUCCAGGUGGACAUCGCCCUGCCCGGCGGCGCACGCAGCUCCUACUUCAUCGACCUCUCCUCAGGCAGCGGGCGGGCUGGCCGCGGCGUCCCCCAGGGCAGCCCCGACGUCGUCCUGGAGCUGUCGGAGAAGGACCUGCAGGACCUGGUCCUGGGCGAGCUGCGCCCCCUGAGCGCCUACAUGAGCGGGCGGCUGCAGGUGAGGGGCGACCUGCACCUCGCCCUGAAGCUGGAGGAGCUCUUCAAGGCGAUGAAGCAGCGCAGAUAGAGCGUGGCGGCGUGCGCGUGGCUUGGUCGGGGCGGAAAGCAGGACCCCAAAGUUUUGGGGGAGCGCCCUGGAGGCCCUGCUGCCCUCCCCGGGGAGCUGGCAGGAGGCAGGAGAAGACCCGAGCGGGGAAACUGAGGCAGCAAAAGCUUCACCUGCUCGGUGAGCUCUGCUGCCAGCCCUUAUCCUUGUUCUCACCCCACGCUACUGGGCAGGAACCAGUCGGUGCCCCAGCUCGGGGACGCUGCGGCCGGGUUUGGGGCUGAGUUUGGGGGCGUUUUGGGGAAUGCCCAGCCUGGAGGCAGCCAGGUCCUGUGUUAAGUGACCGCGCUAAUUGUGCUUCGACGUGCUUCUUUGCAUGCGUGCCGUGAGGUCUGUCUGCAGGGGGGGUGUGCACUGUAUAUAGGCGUACACAGAUACCUAUUUAUUUUGUAAGCUUCCUUAUUUUGUAAGCUUCUAUCACCUCCGGGCGGACAAUAAAGCUGGUCUGGGGGCA